AUGCAACCUUCGUCGUCCUCCCAGCCCGCACCAUCUCAGCGCAAUGCGUCCGGUAGCUCGACGGCAAAGGAAAGGCGACGGACGUCGCGGGCCACCUCCGGCGGGGACAAGAAGAAAAGGCAGCGUGUGACCUCGGACCAACUGGCCCACCUCGAGAGCAUAUUCGCCGUCGAGCACACCCCGACCCAAGAACGGCGACGCCAGAUUAGUCAAGCGCUGGGUAUGGAAGAGAAGCAGACCAAGGUCUGGUUCCAGAAUAGACGGGCAAAAAUGAACAGGGAGUCGAAGGACGGCAGCGCUCCUGCAGUCAUCUCGCCCGGGACGGACAAUCUCAUGCAGCUGUUUCGAGAACAAGAGGGCGUGACAUUCCUUCCUACCGUCGAUCUACGCAUAGGGUCCUGGCGCCGCAUACGCAAUCCUGAGACCAACGAUCUUGCCGGCUACGUCUGUCCCCGCUCACGUUCAUUGUGCUGGUUCGUGCACGCUGGUGGCCGCCGCUACGAGAUGUCCAUCUCGUUCGACUCGAUCAUCAAGAUUGACUAUAACGAGCACCCCGUCCCGGACAACCUCUUCGCGUUCAUCCACCUCUCCCAACCGCCGACAUUCUGGUCACAUGAGCCGCGCGACACUGGACCUAAUGCCUGGCAAUUAGGCACGGACUGGACGGAGGAUCAUCAAGCCACCUCUGUUCUGACGCAUGUUGCUGCAGGCUCAAAGCCUCAUCUCGUGGAGUUGCAGAGGCUGCUCAUGAACGAUCGGAGUGCGAAGCAUGGCCAUGCAACAGGACAGGCAUCAUCGGCGACCGCACAGGGCCCAUCGCUGUCGCCACUAAUGCCGUCCGAGCGACAGGAUGCCGCCGCUGCAACGCAAAGCCAUCUUGGCCGAGGGCACCCAGCGUCCAACCCAUACUCUACAGCGCCGGCUAUGCAAACGCAAGAUAGCGCCAUGCCACCUUCGUCCUUCCUAAGCCAACAACCGCUGGAGCCGCUCAACCAGGAAACCGUGCUUGCUGCCCCCGUACCUACCAAACCGCCAUUAAUACUUCCGGUCCAUCAGCAAAGCUAUGAGCAGCCAUGGUCUGCAGGUCCGCCAUCCGUCUCCCCACCACGCACGACCUCAUCAGAGAUCUCCGCGUACUCCCUGCCGCCGAACCUCCCCGCUCCUCCCAUCCCACCGUCCCAGCCAACUUCCCAGCCGUCCCACGGCAUGCCUAAUGGACGGAUGAUGCCGCCUGAUACGAUGAACGCACCCCAUCAAUCAAUGCCACCGCCGCCGCCACCGCAUACGAUGCCCCCGCCAUCGAUGACCGCGCACUCUCAGGCGGCCCAGCAGGGCUCGCGCCGGUCAGUGUCUUAUCAGAUGCCCGAGCGCGUGACGAGGCAGAAUCGGCGGCAUGAACCGUACGACGUCGCUGCGCAUAGUUCGCGGCGUGCGUCGACGGGCUCGGCGCUGCAGCCGCCCUCGGCGUACGGCUCAGCGGGGACGCAGAGUUAUGCACAGGCUGCAUAUGCACAGCAGCAACAACAGCAGCAACAGCAACAGCAGCCGCAACAGCCGGGACAAACAGCGUAUGGGCAAGGCGAGCAGGCACAACGGCCGAACCAAGCACCGCCUGCUGCUGGAAUGCGUCAUGCCCCGGCCAUUCGACGCUUGUCUGUCAGCUUCGGCCAGAAGCAGCCCGUGGAUUUGCGCCUAGACGAUGACGCCUCGCCAGAACAGUAUCAGCCUCCUCCCCAGCAAGUUUACAACCUCCCACCACCCAGCGCGUAUGGGAGCGCAUACCAGUCAGCACCUCCUGCGUCCUUUCCUCCAGCCCCGCCACCUGGUCACUUCCCUCCUGUGCCGCCACCACAAUCCUUCCAGGCGCCUGAACCGGCGCGCCACACGCCACAGUCGUAUGGCAACGAGGCUUCUACCUCACGGGCGCCCUCGCCCGAGCCGACGCACAAGCUACCCGACUCGCCGCUAUUGACCAAACCUUGGAUACCUCCACCGCACAUCCUUGAGAACCUGAAGCGUGGUGCAGAGGCUGCAGAGGCCGAGAAGCGGGCUGAGGCGGCGAGGAAGAAGGCCGAAGCGGCCAAGAAGGCGGCAGAGGAGGCGCAGCGGGCAGCGGAGGAGGCGAUGAAGGAGGCAGAGGCAGAGGAGGCCGCGCAGCGGGAGAUCGCGCAACGUGCGGCGCAAAGGGAGGCGGCCGAGCGCGAGGCAGCCCAGCGAGAGGCGGCGCAGCGGAUGAUGCCGCCAAUACAGGAGGGGUACAACUCGGGGGCGUACUACUCGCAGAACCAGAGCGAGUACUAUGCGGCACAGAACUACGGGGUGCCGCCCCCGCCGCCCGAGAGCAGCGCACCUUCGUCUACGUCUGCGACGCCAACGCCUCCAGCGCAGUAUGUGUACGACCCCACGACGGGGAUGUAUAUGAACAUUGCGUAUCAGUAUCGGUAA
Schizophyllum commune H4-8 is the source of this 2445-nucleotide messenger RNA. RefSeq lists its product as uncharacterized. Gene Ontology annotation, molecular function: RNA polymerase II transcription regulatory region sequence-specific DNA binding; DNA-binding transcription factor activity. The record is from RefSeq and is a predicted model, not a curated record. Bases 1 to 2445 code for a protein of 814 amino acids. The transcript is spliced from 3 exons. Gene Ontology annotation, biological process: regulation of transcription by RNA polymerase II; anterior/posterior axis specification; cell differentiation. Gene Ontology annotation, cellular component: nucleus. Lineage: Eukaryota; Fungi; Basidiomycota; Agaricomycetes; Agaricales; Schizophyllaceae.